UAUAUAUAUCAAAACACCUUUAAUAUUUCUUUAGCUUUUUCCUACCUAUAUUCCUUCAUCAUCUUCUCAUUCUUUCUUCAAUCCUCAAGAAAAAAAAAAUUAAAAAUGAGAAAUUUAUUCCCUAUAUUGAUGCUAAUCACCAAUUUAGCACUCAACAACGAUAGUAGCAGCAACAAUAAUAAUAAUAAUAGUUUUAUACACGCAACGUGUAGGAAGACCCCGUACUACUCCUUAUGUGUCACAACCCUACAAUCCGAUCCCCGAAGCAAUGAGGCUGACAUCACCACCCUAAGCCUCGUCAUGGUGGACGCGGUGAAAUCAAAGUCCAUAGAAAUAAUGAAAAAGUUGAAAGAGCUCGAGAUAUCGAACCCUGAGUGGAGGGGCCCACUUAGCCAAUGUUAUGUGGCGUAUAACGCCGUCCCACGAGCCGAUGUAAAGGUAGCCGUUGAAGCCUUGAAGAAGGGUGUCCCUAAAUUUGCUGAAGAUGGUAUGAAUGAUGUUGUUGUUGAAGCACAAACUUGUGAGUUUAGUUUUAAAAAUGAUAAUAUAUUGGUUUUUCCAAUUUCUGAUAUGAGUCAGGAAAUAAUUGAACUCUCAAAAGUUGCUAAAUCCAUAAUUAGAAUGUUAUUAUGAGUGGUGAAACAAAGGUCAAAGUUGAUGUACAGUGCAUGAAGUUCGCAAAAUUUGAAGAAGAGUCGGAUUAUAAGGGGUUAUAAUUUUCUAAUCAUCUUUCUGUACUAGUUUUUUAUUUUUAAUUAUUUUUUAUAUUCUAGUAUUUUGUUUAAUGUGUGUGUUUGUAUAUACAGAAAUGUAGACAAUAAUGUGAAUUGUAUUUAAGCUAGUUUGGCUAUUAGUUCCACUAAAUUAUAUUUCAUAUAAAUUCUAAGUGUUUUAAUCUUUAUGUGAUUUAAUGAUGAUAUGAGUUGAGCUCAAAAUGAAAUAGUGAGGAUCAAUGUGUUUGGGAUUGAGA
This is a messenger RNA of Solanum dulcamara, 970 nucleotides long. RefSeq names its product cell wall / vacuolar inhibitor of fructosidase 1-like. Gene Ontology annotation, molecular function: enzyme inhibitor activity. NCBI's taxonomy places the organism in Eukaryota, Viridiplantae, Streptophyta, Magnoliopsida, Solanales, Solanaceae. The coding region runs from base 106 to 633 and encodes 175 amino acids. The transcript has a single exon. The record is from RefSeq and is a predicted model, not a curated record. Gene Ontology annotation, biological process: negative regulation of catalytic activity.